Epithele typhae is the source of this 2862-nucleotide messenger RNA. RefSeq lists its product as uncharacterized. Bases 1 to 2862 code for a protein of 953 amino acids. The transcript is spliced from 6 exons. The record is from RefSeq and is a predicted model, not a curated record. Lineage: Eukaryota; Fungi; Basidiomycota; Agaricomycetes; Polyporales; Epitheliaceae. Gene Ontology annotation, molecular function: nucleic acid binding.
AUGGCGCGAGGCAAGGGUGGUCGCGGCGGCAAUCGUGGAAACUUCCGCGGUGGAGACCCAUCGCGAGGGAACGGGCGAGGCGGUUUCAGAGGUGGGCGAGGCGGAGGACGAGGCGGAGGGCGAGGUGGAGGGCGAGGUGGAUACACUCCAGGGUUCGACGACUUCGACUUUCCUAUCCCGCAGUGGCCAGCUAAUGAACCCCCACCGCCCACUCCUCCCCCUCGCGGACGGGGAUUUCCACCCCGGGCACGCGGCCGAGGGCGCGGCGCGCCUCCAAUCCCGUUCAAUGUUUACAAGUCUCACAGAGGAAUAGGCUCCCCUCCUCAGGCAAGAGGCUCAGGACGAGGAGACUAUUCCAAGGGACGAGGAGCACCGCAUGGAAACGGGCGUAACCUCACCUCAAGGCUCAACGCCGGGGUUCCGCUCUCGAGACUACUCUUCGAAGACCGGCCUCUCCUUAGGCCCAUCAAAUUCGUGCGUUCGGUAUACACCGCGACAUUAUUUGAGCAGGAGGACGACAUCUUCAAGCCUGUCGUGGAAGCUGCUGUCGAUGGGGACGAGGAGAGCCAUGUCCCCACCGCAGACGCGGUCCUCCAGAUAUUCAACCCCACGAUGGUCCCCAGUGCCGAAGAUACCCCCGAUACCCCCGAUCUACAGGACCCUGAGGAGGACGGGCUUGAAGAGAUUGAUUUUGCAGAUAUAGGCCGCAUCCAGGCCGAAGUGGAUGCUGCGGUAGCGAAACGCGGCAUUACGAACUCAACUACCACCGUGACCGAGACUACGGUCACAUCGAGCUUCUUUGUUGACACUACACCCUCCGCCGUCCAUAAUAACAAGGCUACUCAGAUCAAAAUCGACAAACUAGAAGGCGUUUUGGGCACUGGCACUGCUCAAGAUGAUGAAGAUGACGAGAUCAUUGUUUACGUCGCUCCCCAUCCUCGAAACACUAAAGCAUUCCCUGCUUUAACUUCUCCGACCACGGUAGAAUCGGCACCAAAGGUCCCCAUGGAGGUCACCUCCGCCCCAGUCACCGCAAGCGAGUCCAUCCCAGAGUCUGUUACGUCGACCCUGGUCGCCGUGGACGAGCCUCCAUCAGCGUUCACCUUGGAACUGGGUACGCUGUACCCCGAAGCGAAGGUCUCCCCUGCACCUGCAGGCCACCCACGCGCCCCAGACCCUGAGGACCUGCCUCCCCCUCCGGCCUUCGACACGCCCGCGACGGCAUCGGGGUCGGCGAGCAAACCCAGCACGACGGCAACGGCGCCCACGAGCACCCCGAGCGUAGCCCCGCAGCGCCUGCGCCGCCUGCACCCGGUGGGCACGCCGCGCUCGUUCAUCAAGCGCAAGCCGCGGUGGAGGUCCCUGCGCGGGUUCGGCGGGUUCGGCGCGGCGCACGAGGAGGCGCUCCUGCGCGCGGAGGACCCGCGGCGGGCGCAGCGGCGGCGCGGGGACUCGGACGUCGAGUGGGGCACGGACGACGAGGACGGGGACGGCGUGGACGCGCUGUCGAGCGGGGUCGCGGACAUGGUGCUCGACGGGGACGUCGACUUGGACGCGAUGAAGAGAUUCGUGCACGGCAUGAGCGCGAGCGGGUCGCAGCAUGUGACGAUGGACGAUAUCGCGGAUAUGGAACGCAUGAGAAGGGAGGACGAGGAGGACGAGGAGCGCGGGUCGGAGUCGGGGGUGAGUAGCGAGGACGACAGCGGUGCUGAGGUGGUUGAUGGGGAUGAAGAGGUGGAAGCCGUCGUGCAGGCUGAGGAGGGGGCUCUAAUUGGGGAAGGAGAGGAGGACGUCGUUGGACCUGAAGAUUCUGCCGACGAAGAUGACAGCGACAGUGAAGAAGAAGACGAGGACGAUGAAGACGAGGACGAGACACCUCGUAAAGGAUUCCAAUCACGGCUCGAACGGCUUCGUUCUCAGUCCAGCAAUGCCAAAGGAAAAGGCCGGGCUGUAGACGAGUCAGACGAUGAGGCUAUGGACAUGGAGAUCACCUGGGCCGAGGACGACGAGAACUACCUCGAUCACAUACAGGACAUACUCGAUGCCAACGAGCAUUUGCUUUCCUCAACCUCGUCAGGCAACAGGCGAGCGCGGAAAUACAUGUUCAAGGCCAUCCAGAACGGCGACUUCGAUUCUGUCGACGAGGUUCCCAUGCCAGCCAAACGCCACAAAGACAAGGACAUCCCGCCUGAACUGCACGAGCAGUGGGAGAAAGACCGCCAGAAGAAGGCGGAAAACAAGCAAAAGCGCGCGCUCGAACGUCUCCAGAUUGCCGUGGACCCGCUCGCCCAGCACAAGGGCGGGAAGAAGGGCCAGAAGGCGAUGCUCGCGGCCCUCCGUGCGCCGGACGACGCGGACCUCCCGCACCGCAUCACGGACCUCGAGUCGGUCGAGCGCGAGAUCCGCCGGUUCCUCGCGGACAUCGGCGGACCGACGUCGAUGGUGCUGCCGCCGGCGAACAAGGUGCUGCGGACACAGGUGCACGAGCUCGCGACCGCGUUCAACCUGAAGAGUCAGAGCAAGGGCAAGAACGAGGUGCGGUACACGACGCUGGUCAAGACGACGAAAAGCGGGGUGGGUAUCAAGGAGACCAAGAUUCGGAGGAUCAUGCGGGAGGCGACGGGAGGGACGUGGGAGGGCCCGGGCAGUGGCAGGAAGGGGAAGAGUAACCUCGCGGUGCACAAGGAGGGAGAGGAGGUCGGGAAGGACGCCGCGAAGAUCAACGGAUCGAACAUCGGCUUCAAGAUGCUCGCGGCUAUGGGAUGGGCCGAUGGCGACCGGAUUGGCCUGUCUGGUGGUCUGGAUGUCCCGCUUACCGCCAUCAUGAAGAAGACGAAGUUGGGGUUGGGAGCGACGAAGUAG